AUGGCGCCGCCGCCCGAGGAGGAGCGGGGCGGCGGUGGCUGCCGCGCGAGGUGGCUUCGGCGGGAGGUGCUGCUGGCCCUCGCGCUGGGACAGCUCGUCUCGCUCCUCAUCACCUCCACCGGCUUCUCCUCCUCCGAGCUCGCGCGCCGAGGUAUCAAUGCACCAACGUCGCAGUCCCUCUUGAACUACAUCCUUCUUGCUCUUGUCUACGGUGGAAUACUCCUCUACCGGAGACAGCCACUCACGACAAAAUGGUACUACUACUUGAUCCUCGGCAUUAUUGAUGUGGAGGCUAACUAUAUUGUUGUCAAAUCUUAUCAGUACACAUCUUUAACGAGUGUGAUGCUGCUGGAUUGUUGGUCAAUUCCAUGUGUAAUUGUUCUUACUUGGAUCUUUUUGAAGACCAAAUAUGGAUUCAGGAAGUUCUUCGGUGUUGGGGUUUGUGUGGCCGGCCUUAUAUUAGUAGUAUUUUCAGACGUCCAUGCCUCUGAUCGAGCUAAAGGACCCAAACCUUUGAAGGGUGAUUUACUUGUAAUUGUUGGCUCCAUGCUUUAUGCUUGCAGUAAUGUUACUGAGGAAUAUCUAGUCAAGAAGAACAACCGAAUUGAGUUGAUGGCUAUGUUGGGAAUUUUUGGAGCAGUUAUCAGUGGCAUACAAAUAAGUAUUCUUGAGCGAGAAGAACUUCAUUCGAUCAAAUGGAAUGCCGGCGCGGUGUUCCCUUUUAUCGGAUUCGCAUUGGCAAUGUUCCUGUUUUACUCGACUGUACCUACGGUGCUGAAGAUUUGUGGGGCAACCAUGCUAAACCUCUCACUCCUGACCUCAGACAUGUGGGCUGUCCUGAUCCGCAUCUUCGCCUACCAUGAGAAGGUUGACUGGAUGUACUUCGUUGCGUUUGCCUGCACGGCCGGGGGCCUUCUGGUCUACUCGUACAGGAGCUCCAAGGAGGCUGAUGACACGGCGCAGGUCACUGGGGCCAGCGACGAGCAGAGUAGGGUAGGGGAUGAGGAGUCUGGAAUUCAGAACCAGGUGCGAAGUUCCUUUGCUGGCGGCAACGACGAUCAGGUCUCCUACAAGGAGUUGCCAUCAAAUGGCAGCCCCUCCAAGAACUAG
Molecule: messenger RNA, 1110 nt
Organism: Triticum turgidum subsp. durum (durum wheat)
Lineage: Eukaryota; Viridiplantae; Streptophyta; Magnoliopsida; Poales; Poaceae
Source: the annotation of a GenBank genome assembly